Molecule: messenger RNA, 1728 nt
Organism: Telopea speciosissima
Lineage: Eukaryota; Viridiplantae; Streptophyta; Magnoliopsida; Proteales; Proteaceae
Exons: 3
Coding region: 1-1728 (575 amino acids)
Biological process (GO): meristem maintenance; meristem development
Source: RefSeq, a predicted model, not a curated record
AUGGCGAUUGAAGAUCCUCUUACAGAGGAGAGAGAGGAGAAGAUGGUAUCUUCAAGCGGUGAGUAUACAACACUCAGAAUUGGAAGAUUCCUCAAGCCUUGUGCUGAUUGUCCUGUACAAGCAGCAUCACUACCUCACGCUCCCCUCUUAUCUGAAACAAUGUCUCAAAAUCAUACAAAAUGGCCUUUAGAGGUUCGAUUCAAGGGUUGCUACCUGCAACAGAGAAAGUGGAAAGAAUUGGUUGAUCGUUUGGCAAGGAAACAUGAAUUUAUAUGGAAAAAAGCAGGUAUUUACCAUGCAAUCCUAAGUUCCACAUAUCCUAUCCAAAUAGAUCGGGAACUACUUCUUGGGCUCUCAGAAUUUUGGUGUUCAGGCACCAACACCUUUGUAUUUCCAUGGGGAGAAGCCACAAUGACAUUAGAGGAUAUAUUGGUUCUUGGUGGAUUCUCUAUAGAGGAGAAAUUGAUUGCAGAGCACAAACAGUUCAGUCGAAGCAGAGCUAAAAAGGCUGAACAGUCAGCUUGGAUCAACCGAUUCAUGAGUAACGAGGCAGAGGGAGAGACAGAGGAGCUAGAACACGUAGCACUUCUGGUGUUGCGGUUGUCUAGGUUUUGUUUCCCUUCUCACCCGGGAAAAGUAAUAGGGAAACAUGUAUUCUCUGUCGCCGUUCACUUGUCCCAAGGAACUCGUCUGGCUCUUGCACCUGCAAUUCUCGCCAGUCUUUACAAAGACCUUCGGUUCAUCCAUGAGCAGCUUCCACAUGUGAAGUCUAUGCUUAAACAGAUUGAGAAUUUUGAAUGGCGGCCUUAUGUGUCUACUGUUAACAACUGGUCAUGUCCUUCUUUCUACAAAGAGAGGGAAGAGCUACUAAACAAUGGUUCUCACCUCGAAGAUGAUGAACUACAGGCCUUUGUUCGUUGCUUAAGGAGCUGUGAACUUGUUGGGUUGGAUUGUGUGGAACAGUAUCUACCGCACCGGGUGGCGAGACAGUUUGGGAUUGAUCAAGAUCUUCCCGGACAUUUCCCCCGAGUUAAUUCAGACAGGAAAAUUGCUUGGGGUAGCUAUGAUCACAAUGUGAGGGACCCAAGGCCUUACAUUCGCUCCAGAUUUAUAGAGACAAAUUUCACACAGAGAUAUGUUAAUUGGUGGAAGGAAUGUAUGGUAGUCCCCAGAGAGGCGAUCAAGGAUCUCUUGGAGAAAAGAGAGAGGAAGAAGAAGAAUUUCGAGGUUAAUGAAGCUUGGAAAGAUGAGGAACAGAGUAAUCGUGACAGAUGGGGUGAUCAUCCACUGGGAUUUGCUCCCAAAAAAACCAAUUUCAUAAGGGAGAAGCAUUCUGAUGUUGGGGAGGACACCGGACAUUAUGAGUCCAUUGAGGCACAAAGGAAAAGAAAAAGUGGAUCAGCAAAGACCCAGAAACCUGGUGAUGGUAAGAGGAAGAAGACUUCCCGAACAAGUAAAUUGUCCAAUUCCAAAGCAUUGCUGCUGGUUGAAGAGAAACCAGAAAGCCAAAAAGAAGAAGAAAAUUCGAAGGAACUUAUGCCCAUUUGGAAUGAUACUGAUCACCAAUUUGAUGAGGAAGAUGAGGAGGACGAUGAUUAUACGCCCAUUGCAGAACUAAGGAAAAGAAGAAGUGGAUCAGUUAAGACCAAGGAACCUGGUAAUGGUAAGUGGGAGAUGACUGCCCAACCAAUUAGUUUCUAUAACUCAAAAGGCAUUGGUGCAGAUUGA